Nyctereutes procyonoides (raccoon dog) is the source of this 2851-nucleotide messenger RNA. It is a transcript of the gene LRP10, whose product is annotated as LDL receptor related protein 10. Lineage: Eukaryota; Metazoa; Chordata; Mammalia; Carnivora; Canidae. Gene Ontology annotation, molecular function: protein binding. The transcript is spliced from 7 exons. The coding region runs from base 184 to 2328 and encodes 714 amino acids. Gene Ontology annotation, cellular component: plasma membrane. The record is from RefSeq and is a predicted model, not a curated record.
GCCGCCGCCGCCGCCGCCGCGCCCUCAGCCCUGGCAUCCGGAGCACCGGUGGGGGAGCCCGGGCCAUGCAGCCCCCUCGGGGAGGCGGCCGUGGGGGGCCCGGACGCCCAGAGCGGCGCUGCCUCCCCACGGGGUAGGCGACAGAAGUGCCGGGACUCUUCCUGCACCCCCGGACGGCUCAGGAUGCUGCCCUUCACCCUCCUCCUCCUCCUGCUCCUGGGAGGCGCUCUGGCACAUUCAGACCGGAUCAUUUCCCCAAAUCCUGCUUGUGAGGAUCCUCCGGCCGUGCUCUUGGAAGUGCAGGGCACCUUACAGAGGCCCCUGGGCCGGGACAGCCACAGCUCCCCUGCCAACUGCACCUGGCUCAUCCUGGGGAGCAAGGAGCAGACUGUAACAGUGAGGUUCCAAAAACUGCACCUGGCCUGUGGCUCAGAGCGCUUAAUCCUGCGCUCCCCUCUCCAGCCACAGAUCUCCCUGUGUGAGGCACCUGCCAGCCCUCUGCAGCUGCCAGGGGGCAACGUCACCAUCACAUACAGCUAUGCCGGGGCCAGAGCACCCAUGGGCCAGGGCUUCCUGCUCUCUUACAGCCAAGAUUGGCUGAUGUGCCUGCCCGAAGAGUUCCAGUGCCUGAACCACCGCUGUGUGCCCUUGGCCCAGCGCUGCGACAACAUCGAUGCCUGUGGCGAUGGCUCUGACGAGGCAGGUUGCAGCUCAGACCUCUUCCCUGACCUGACCCCAGCCCCUGUCCCCACGUCACCUUGCAAUCACACCUUGGGAGACUUUUAUGGGGUCUUCUCUUCCCCCGGCUACUCACGCUUGGCCUCAGUCUCCCACCCCCAGUCCUGCCUCUGGCUGCUAGACCCCCAUGACGGUCGGCGCCUGGCAGUGCGCUUCACGGCCCUGGACCUGGGCUAUGGAGAUGCAGUACAUGUGUAUGAUGGCCCGGGGCCUCCUAAGACCCCUCGGCUGCUGCGCAGCCUCACCCACUUCAGCAAUGGCAAGGCUGUCACCGUGGAGACGCUCUCUGGCCAGGCCAUCGUGGCCUACCACACGGUUGCUUGGAGCACCGGUCGAGGCUUCAAUGCCACCUACCACGUGCGAGGCUACUGCCUGCCCUGGGAUCGACCCUGCGGCUUGGGUGCUGGCCUGGGGGCCAGUGAGGGCCUGGGGGAGCGCUGCUACAGUGAGGCACAGCGCUGUGACGGCUCGUGGGACUGUGCCGAUGGCACGGAUGAGGAAAACUGCCCCAGCUGCCCGCCCGGACACUACCCCUGCGGGGCUGCUGGCACCCCUGGGGCCACCGCCUGCUACCUACCUGCCGACCGCUGCAACUACCAGACUUUCUGUGCCGACGGAGCAGAUGAGAGACGUUGCCGGCACUGCCAGCCUGGCAAUUUCCGAUGCCGGGACGAGAAGUGUGUGUAUGAGACGUGGGUGUGCGAUGGGCAGCCAGACUGUGCCGACGGCAGUGAUGAAUGGGACUGCUCCUAUGCCCUGCCCCGCAAGGUCAUUACAGCUGCUGUCAUCGGCAGCCUGGUGUGCGGCCUACUGCUGGUCAUCGCCCUGGGCUGCACCUGCAAGCUCUAUGCCAUUCGUACCCAGGAGUACAGCAUCUUCGCCCCCCUCUCCCGGAUGGAGGCUGAGAUCGUGCAGCAGCAGGCGCCACCCUCCUAUGGGCAGCUCAUUGCCCAAGGCGCCAUCCCGCCUGUCGAGGACUUCCCUACAGAGAAUCCUAAUGAUAACUCAGUGCUAGGCAACCUGCGUUCUCUGCUACAGAUCUUGCGCCAGGACAUGACUCCAGGGGCUGCCUCAGGUGCCCGCCGCCGCCAACGGGGCCGCUCCAUGCGCCGCCUGGUGCGCCGGCUCCGCCGCUGGGGCCUGCUUCCUCGAGCCACCCCCCCAGCCAGGACCCCUGAGACCAGAUCUCAGGUCACACCUUCUGCUGCUCCCCUUGAGGCCCUAGAUGGCAACACAGGUCCGGCCCGUGAGGGUGGGGCGGUAGGGGGGCAGGAUGGGGAAGAGGCACCCCCAUUGCCAGUCAAGGCUCCCCUUUCAUCUACCAGUGUGUCUCCACACACCCCCACUGCCUCCGAGGCCCCCAGGCCAUCGCCCUCCAUGCCCCUAGAGCCAUCACUGUUAUCUGGAGUGGUGCAGGCCCUGCGAGGCCGCCUCCUGCCCAGCCUUCAGCCCCCAGGACCAACUCGGACGCCACCCGAACUCCACACAAUGGUCCUGUCCCCAGAGGAUGAGGAUGAUGUGCUUCUGUUGCCACUGGCUGAGCCGGGGGUCUGGGUGGUCGAAGCGGAGGACGAGCCACUGCUUGCCUGAGGUGACCCAGCUCCCUUGGGGGCUCUGGUCAUGAUGACAGCAACCCUUCAGAGGGCAGCUCAGCUUCCCUUCCACUUCUUCCUUCCCUGAGCCUCCAUCUGAGCCUCCUAUUGACCCUGUGUGGCUGCUGUAACAUUAGGUAUCCCUCUGGCAGGGAAUGGGCUCCCACAGAGCUCCCUCUGCAUGGGCCCUGAGACCAUAGUCUUUGUCACCACUGUUUCCCUGCACCACCACCACUCAGGUGGCUAUUUUUAAAAAGUAAAUUUCUUGAAGGGUCAUAGGCCUGGACACUCCAUCCUUUCCAAACCACUGCCCGAAAGUGGCCUUCAAGCACCAGAAUGUUGAUUAUGAGUGGAGACCUCCAGCCCCCAGGGGAAGGAUUUGGGCAGAGCCUGAGAUUUUGCCUACUGUCGUCCUUCCUACGGGGCCUGGCUCAUAAAAAGAGCACAGAAAAUGCUUUUGUCCCAUAGCUAGGUCAUUGCCCAGCAAGUCAAGGUUGAAAAUAAAGGAGCCAGAAAUUUAA